AUGGGGGUGGCUGCACUCUUCGACGCCGGCAAGUCGACGAAGGGCGCGAGCAAGCUGCGGAGGGACCUGAUCAACGCCGAGAUCGCCAACCUGCGGGACCUGCUGCCCCUACCGCCCUCCACGCGGCAGCGGCUGUCCCAGCUGCAGCUCAUGGCCCUCGUCUGCGUGUACGUGCGCAAGGCCAACUACUUCCAGCAAGUGAUGAAGCGGCCCGACGCGCACCUGGACCACACGCCCAACAUCUUCGGCUUCUCCAAGGCACUCAGCGGAUUCCUCAUGAUGAUGACGCAAAACGGCAAACUCCUCUACAUUUCGGACAACGCGGCCGAGUACCUGGGCCACUCUAUGGAGGACCUGCUGAUCCACGGCGACUCCGCCUACGACCUGCUGGACCGGCAGGACCACGCCGGCGUGCAGACGGAGCUGCUGCGCUCCGGGGACGACGAGAGGCUCUUCCUGUGCCGCAUGAACGUGUCGAGGAACGCCCGCCGGCAGAUGCGCUUCGGCGACCAGAAGGUGGUGCUGGUGCAAGGCCACUACCUGUCCUUCGUGCCGCUCUGCUCGCGCAACGAGCCCGUGUUCCUGGCCACGUGCACGCCCGUCGCCAUGCCCGAGACGCGCGAGUGCGUGGUGCAGGGCGCCACCAACGUCUUCACCACCAUCCACGCCAUGGACAUGUCCUUCCUGCACAUCGACAAAAACGGCGAGUUCCAUCUGGGGUUUUGCCGGUCCGAGCUCCAGUCCGUCUCCUGGUACCACCUGCUGCACUGGGACUGCAUGCGGGAAGCGCAGAGCAAGCACCGACUAAUCACCCAGUCCGAGCAGGAGCGCUCCUGCAUCCUGCUGCUCCGACUGCAGCGGCGCCAGGGCGACUGGCUGUGGGUGCACUGCGUGCUGCAGGUCAAGGACAACAUGGACAACAGCCAGACCCCCGUCAUCGUGUGCACCAACCAAGUCCUCAGCGACCAGGAGGCGACCGUGAUGCAGGCCAACAACUGGCUGUACCAGCACUACACCAUGCAGAGCAAGCUGCAGUACGGGCUAGCCAUGGAGGCGCAGGCGGCGCAGCGCGCGUCGCAGCCGCCCGCGCCGUCCACGCCCACGCCCUACAUGUCGCCCUACGGCAUGGACCCCGCCACGCCCUUCCAGCACCACCCUGGCUACAUGCAGCCGCACCCCGCGCCGUCCCCGGGGAGCGUCAUCGCCUACCACCCCCACCCCCACCACCCCCACCACAUCCACCCCCAGCACCACCACGUCAACGGCAACGGCCUCCACCACCUGGAGCAGCAGCAAGUGCAGCACCAGGUGCACGUCCCCAUCCCGCACAACCCGGUGGCGGGCACCGCGCUGCACACCCCGGUGCCGCACGUGUCCGUCGUCACGCCCGCCACCACGCCGUCGUCCAGGAGUCCGGAGUACCCGACGGCGCUGGCGGCGGGCACGCCGACGGGGAUAGCGGCCUCGGCGGAGGAGAUGGCGACGCGGUUCCACUACGGCGGCAGGCACAGUCAGGAACCCGUCGACUACUCCCGGCACACGGGGCCCACGCUCCCGGGCUACCUGCACCUUCACCACGAGGACCUCCAGCUGCACGGCCACCAUCACCACCACCACAGCCACCACGCCGUGCACCACAACGGCCACAAGCGGAAGGCGUCCUCGGCGCUGGACGACCACCACGCGCACCACCACCACCACCACCACCAGCUCGACUCCCGGAGCCCGCCCGAGUCCACGUCGCCGAGGUCGUCGACGUCGCCGCCGCCGGGGCUGCUGCACGUCAAGACGGCCGCCGUGGCGGACCCGGCCGAGCUGAUGGAGCAGUGGAACCCGUCGCCGCCCUGGUCCGACACGACGGUGCAGCGCGUCCCCGACCUGUCCCACCAGGAGCUCAGCCCGUACGUGACGGCCACGCCGCCCACGCCCACGGGCACGCCGGGCUGCUACGUGGCCUCGGCGCACCACGCCGGCACCUACUCGGCCUUCUCGUUCGACCUCACGCCCGAGCAGUACGUCCCGAACGUGGUGCCGGCCGGCGCGCUGCCCCGCCCCCCGCCGGACCAGCAGGACCCCCAGGACCAGCAGGACCUGAUGUGGGCCGAGCAGGCCGAGCGGAGGCUGUUCCCGCUGCACCCGCCGCCGCUGUCCAGGACCGUGGCGACGGGCGUCAUCCUGGCCGCGCCGCCCCGCGCCGAGGACAGCGCGCCGCACAGAUCGCCCGCCACAGACUCACGAGAUUCCGGUGGCAGCGUCUGAAGGGCGUCCUCUCGUCAGUGGCCGCGCCGCCAGCUCGGCGCCACGUAGUCGAUGUGCCGGGCGUCGUCCGUGUAUGACAUAUUGUCAGUAUUGCCUGUGAUUCACGCGAGUGAUCAUGAAAGUGAUUGCGACCGUUGCCAAAUUGCGAGUCCAAGGUCGGCGAGCUCUGCGCGGCAGUGCCGAUGCGCCUGCACUGGCAGCGCGGACGGUGUUCCCAGAAGGCUGCUUCCAAAAACAAGACCGUCGGCACUGCGGCGCGCGAGGCUGCCGAACCCUGGUCGUCUCAAUGUUUGUGAAAAUGUGUUAUAGUACCUUCUGAAAGAUUGCUUAUAAAGCACGACUGUGAUACAGUAGAUUCGGGGCGCGCGCAUCACGCCAAGAACCCUUCCGAAAUCAUUCUAGUGUAAGCGUACUCCUCCAAAUUGAAGCUCAAAGCCCCUUUGUUCUAGCUGCACAUGUGUUUUUGUGUGAUUUCGAUUUGUGGCACGUUUUUAAAGUCUCGGACGCUUAGUGUAAAUCGGGGGGUUCAUUGUGGCAAGAUGACCUCCAGCUCAUGUUGUUGUUUGUUUCCUGACAGUAAUGAUACCGGUGAAGCUUUAAAAAAGUUGAUAAAUAGGCCGGAUUGUGCAAUGAAGUAUUUUUAGAAAAAUGUUGAAAUAUUUAAAAUAUUGUUUGUCUUUUUGUUUAGUUAUUGUAAAUAUGUUGAAACCCGCGGGACUUCUCGAUGGCUUUGUACAAACCGUUGUUUCAUAUUGUAAAAAAAAUAUUAAACCGUUAGCUUGUAGCUGCGUAGUGUGCCAAGCACACCGUUAUUGUUUUUAUUUUCUGAGACGAGUUUAAUUUAUUUCAGGGAUGAGUGUAGCAACGAAGACUUUGCAGUGUAUGUUGAGUGAAAUGCACCGAUAAACGGUUCUUCGAAAU
Thrips palmi is the source of this 3180-nucleotide messenger RNA. RefSeq names its product neuronal PAS domain-containing protein 4 (gene dysf). The coding region runs from base 1 to 2259 and encodes 752 amino acids. The record is from RefSeq and is a predicted model, not a curated record. Gene Ontology annotation, biological process: regulation of transcription by RNA polymerase II. Lineage: Eukaryota; Metazoa; Arthropoda; Insecta; Thysanoptera; Thripidae. The transcript is spliced from 12 exons. Gene Ontology annotation, molecular function: RNA polymerase II transcription regulatory region sequence-specific DNA binding; protein dimerization activity; DNA-binding transcription factor activity, RNA polymerase II-specific.